GCUCCCAACAUGGCGGCGGGGGGCGGAGGCCGGGGGGGCGGCGGCGGCGGGGGGGGGGGCCAGGCUGGGGGGCGGCCGGACAGGCGGCGGCGGCGGCGGAGGAGGAGGAGCAGGAGGGGCGGCGGCGGCGCCGCCCGAGAAGCUCCCGGUGCACGUGGAAGACGCCCUCUCCUACCUGGACCAGGUGAAGAUCCGCUUUGGCAGUGACCCGGCCACCUACAACGGCUUCCUGGAGAUCAUGAAGGAGUUCAAGAGCCAGAGCAUCGACACCCCCGGCGUCAUCCGACGGGUCUCCCAGCUGUUCCACGAACACCCCGACCUCAUUGUCGGCUUCAACGCUUUCCUGCCUUUGGGUUACCGCAUCGAGAUUCCGAAGAACGGGAAGCUGAGCAUCCAGGCGCCCCUGGCUGGCCAGGUGUCCCUGGAGCCGGUCCAGAGCCCCCUCUCGGGCAGCGGCCUGGUGCUCCACUUCUGCCCGGAGAGCGCCCACAACCACGGCGACUGCCCAGAGGAGUCCCGGCAGCAGCAGCAGCAGCAGCAGCCACCACCUUGCAGGGACGAGCGGCUGCAGAUGCCGCUGGAGUCGGACUCGGUGGAGUUCAACAACGCCAUCAGCUACGUCAACAAGAUCAAGACCCGCUUCCUCGACCACCCGGAGAUCUACCGCUCUUUCUUGGAGAUCCUCCACACCUAUCAGAAGGAGCAGCUGAGCCCCAAAGGCCGCCCCUUCCGAGGCAUGUCCGAAGAGGAGGUCUUCACGGAAGUCGCCAACCUCUUCCGGGGCCAGGAGGACCUGCUCUCCGAGUUUGGGCAGUUCCUUCCCGAGGCCAAGCGGUCGUUGUUCACAGGCAACGGGCCGUGCGAUCCCCACAGCAUCCCCAAGAUGGACCCCGAGAAGCACCUGGAGCACAGCAAGAAGCGCUCCCGGCCGCUGCUGCUCCGGCCCGUGCCUGGCCCAGCCAAGAAGAAGAUGAAGCUGCGAGGCACCAAGGACCUCUCGGUGGCCCCCGUGGGGAAGUACGGGACCUUGCAGGAGUUCUCUUUCUUUGACAAGGUGCGGAGAGUCCUGAAGAGCCAGGAGGUGUACGAGAACUUCCUCCGCUGCAUCGCCCUCUUCAACCAAGAGCUGGUGUCCGGCUCGGAGCUGCUGCAGCUGGUCACGCCCUUCCUGGGGAAAUUCCCAGAGCUCUUUGCGCAGUUCAAGUCCUUCCUGGGGGUGAAGGAGCUCUCCUUUGCCUCCCCCAUGAGCGAGCGCUCCGGGGACGGGAUGUGCCGGGAGAUCGACUACGCCUCCUGCAAGCGCAUCGGCUCCAGCUACCGGGCCCUGCCCAAGACCUACCAGCAGCCCAAGUGCAGCGGGCGGACCGCCAUUUGCAAGGAGGUGUUGAAUGACACCUGGGUCUCCUUCCCGUCCUGGUCUGAAGACUCCACCUUCGUCAGCUCCAAGAAGACGCCCUACGAAGAGCAGCUGCAUCGGUGUGAGGACGAGCGCUUCGAGCUUGACGUUGUCCUGGAGACCAACCUGGCCACCAUCCGCGUCCUGGAGAGUGUCCAGAAGAAGCUCACCCGGAUGUCGCAGGAAGACCAGGAGAAGCUGCACCUGGACGACUGCCUGGGCGGCACCUCGGAGGUGAUCCAGCGCCGGGCCAUCUACCGGAUCUACGGCGACAAGGCCCCCGAGAUCAUCGAGAGCCUGAAGAAGAACCCGCUCACCGCCGUCCCCGUCGUCCUGAAGAGGCUGAAGGCCAAGGAGGAGGAGUGGCGGGAGGCCCAGCAGGGCUUCAACAAGAUCUGGCGGGAGCAGUACGAGAAGGCCUACCUGAAGUCCCUGGACCACCAGGCAGCCAACUUCAAGCAGAACGACACCAAGGCGCUGCGCUCCAAGAGCCUGCUCAACGAGAUCGAGAGCGUCUACGACGAGCACCAGGAGCAGCACUCGGAGGGGAGGGGGGCUGCCAACGAGCCCCACCUGGUCUUCGUCUACGAGGACAAGCAGAUCCUGGAGGACGCGGCCGCCCUGGUCAGCUACUACGUGAAGCAGCAGCCCACCAUCCAGAAGGAGGACCAGGCCACCAUCCGGCAGAUCGUCCACCGCUUCCUGCCGGACCUCUUCUUCGCCCAGCUGCCCAAGCCGCCCGUCCCCAGCGAGGAGCCCCCCAGCGCGGAGAAGGGCGGCCCCAAGGCCCCCCCCCCGCUGGACACGCGCGACCUGCGGAGAAGGACUGCCCCGGGCCCCCCCGCCGGCCUCCCGGAAGAGAAGGCGCCCGCCCCCGAGGCCCACGAGCUGCGCAAGAGGGCCGCCCCGGCCCCCGCGCCCAGCCCCCCGGAGGAGGAGAAGCUGCCCGCCCCGGAGGGCCACGAGCUGCGCAAGAGGGGGCCGCCCCCUGCCGGCAGCAGCAGCGGCAGCAGCAGCAGCCCCCCCAAGGAGAAGGGGGGCUUGGAGAGCGCCGGGCCCCCCGCCAGGCCCCCCCGCUCCCGCGAGGACGUCUACACCCUCUUCUUUGCCAACAACAACUGGUACUUCUUCCUGCGCCUCCACCAGACGCUCUGCACGCGGCUGCUCAAGAUCUACCGCCAAGCCCAGAAGCAGCUGCUGGAAUACCGGACGGAGAAGGAGCGGGAGAAGCUGCUCUGCCAGGGCAGGAAGGAGCGCGCGGCCGACCCGGCCCUGGAGCUGAGGCUGAAGCAGCCAAGUGAAGUGGAGCUGGAGGAAUAUUACCCGGCGUUCCUAGACUUGGUGAGGAACCUGCUGGACGGCAACAUCGACCCCACCCAGUACGAGGACACCCUGCGGGAAAUGUUCACCAUCCACGCCUACAUCGGCUUCACCAUGGACAAGCUGGUGCAGAACAUUGUCCGGCAGCUGCACCACUUGGUGAGCGACGACGUCUGCCUGAAGGUCGUGGAGCUGUACCUCGGAGCGCAGAAGCAGGGAGCGGCCGGGGGCAGCCUGUCCUCCCAGUGCGUGCGGGCGGCCCAGGAGACCAGCUACCAGUGGAAGGCCGAGCGCUGCAUGGCGGACGAGAACUGCUUCAAGGUGAUGUUCCUGCAGCGGAAGGAGCAAGUGGUCAUGACCAUUGAGCUGCUGGACACGGAGGAGACCCAGACGGAGGACCCCACCGAGGUCCAGCACUUGGCUAACUACGUGGAGCAGUACGUGGGCCUGGAAGGGACCCCCAGCAGCCAGAGCGAAGGCUUCCUCCUGAAACCCGUCUUCCUCCAGAGGAACCUGAAGGAAUUCCGGCGCUGGCAGUGCCAGCAGAUCCAGGCGCUGCGCAAGCAGCAGGCCAAGAGCUCCUGGAAGCAGCUGGUCGGGGUGGAGAGUGCCUGCAACGUGGACUGCAAGUUCAAGCUGAACACCCACAAGAUGCUCUUCGUCAUGAAUGCCGAGGACUACAUGUACCGGCGGGGAGCCCUGGGCCGGGCCCAGCAGGCGCAGCCGGGGGUCCUGCUGCGGCACCACCAGCACUUUGAGGAGUGGCACCGGCGGUGGCUGGCCAGGCACGUCAGCGGGGAGGCCGCCGAGCUGGUGCAGGACUGGCUGAUGGGGGAGGAGGAGGAGGAGCUGGUGCCCUGCAAGACCACCUGCCAGACGGUCAGCGUCCACGGGGUGCCGGUCAACCGCUACCACGUGCAGUACCCCCACCGGCCCGCCUCGCCCUGACGGCCGGCCGGCCCCUUCUGCUCCAGCCCACCCUGCGCACUCUGGGCAGGCAGCCCUGCCCGCCGCCGGCAUCUCGCCAACCCGCGUCUCCCCUGGGGGCGACGGGGGCAUCCCUCCCGGGUGUGGCCGGGGGGGGCCGCCCGAGAGAGGACCGCCUCUGCAGCAGGCCGGGGGCACCCAGCACGGCCGCUGCCGCUGCUCUGAACUGGCGCUCUGCAGCUGGAGGCCGAGAGGACGUCUGGACCGCGGGAGGGGCAGCCGGGGGCACGGAGGCUGCAGGCGCUGGCCGCGGUCUUGCUCUCGGAGCAGGGGGGGCAGCGGCCUGGCCUUGGUCUGGACAGAGACAAACCCUGACACGCCCCACUUGAGCCUGUGGGCCCUUGGAACUCCCCACGACUGCCCGGUGGGCAUGGACCAUGGACGAGCAAGCGGGAGGCCUUCCUUGCUCCCCUUCAAAUGGGCGUGUGGCUGGAAGCAGAGAUCACCCCAGGCGGGCUGCUUGGGGGCUUGGGGGCCGGGCCAAGAGCGGCAGCUGGGCCCCACAGAUCUCUUUUCCCUGCAAGUGCAGCCGCCGCCGAGGGGGUUUCCGUGUCUGUCUGGUGGGCACCAUCGCUCUUUCUCUCCUCCCCUCUGUGCUCCAGGCCAGGACUGUGAUCCCCGACCCCUUCCUUGCCUGCAAUGGUCUCUGGGGCGGCCGGGGGGGGGGCGAGGGGAGGGGGCUGGGGCGUCUGCCCUUCUUUGCUAUACCUGCACAGCCCCUCUGGCUUGGGAGAGAAGCCCCCCUGAGAGGCCAGCAGGCCCCCCCCCCCGCCUGGCGUGGCCCAGGGACGGCCCUGCUGGUGCUGCUGCUGCUCAGCCCUGGGCCCGGCAGCGCCCCCCCCCCCGCCCGCCGAGAGACAACCGCCUGUGCCAAAUCCCAGUAACAGACAAUGACUUAAGUGGUAGUUUGUGGCUUAACGUGUGUGUUUGAUUUGGGGACAGCGUGACGUCUGAGACCCCCCCCCGCCCGUCCUCUCCCCCCCCCCUUGAAAGUGUACUUCGGGCCACCUUGACUCCCCAACCCCCAAGUUUAUUUUAUAAGCCUCUUAAUUUAUAAUCAAGUGAGAGACGGCGAGCCUGCCCCCACCCGCCCGCCCCCCAAUUAGCCAGGGCUACGAGAAGCCAGUCCGUGGCCAGAAGAGCCGCUUUGCCGAAGGGAAACGGGCCGCCUCUCCUCUCUCUCUCCCGGCUUGUAUUUGCUUUGCCAACUCUUUGAAUGUAGUUUUUCAAAAAUAUUUAUUUGCAAUCAAGUAAAAUAAAGUAUUAAUUUUAAGAUGCA
Messenger RNA from Hemicordylus capensis (graceful crag lizard), 4982 nucleotides. It is a transcript of the gene SIN3B, whose product is annotated as SIN3 transcription regulator family member B. The transcript has 19 exons. Bases 239 to 3664 code for a protein of 1141 amino acids. Gene Ontology annotation, molecular function: transcription corepressor activity. Gene Ontology annotation, biological process: negative regulation of transcription by RNA polymerase II. Gene Ontology annotation, cellular component: chromatin. NCBI's taxonomy places the organism in Eukaryota, Metazoa, Chordata, Lepidosauria, Squamata, Cordylidae. The record is from RefSeq and is a predicted model, not a curated record.